Molecule: messenger RNA, 990 nt
Organism: Physella acuta
Lineage: Eukaryota; Metazoa; Mollusca; Gastropoda; Physidae
Product: QRFP-like peptide receptor
Cellular component (GO): membrane
Source: RefSeq, a predicted model, not a curated record
AUGGAUAACAACGAAAGUGCUCAAGAUACAUUCAUGUCUAUAGUGACCUCAGAUACAAGGUCCAAGAUCAUUAACGACGAAUUAACGGAUAUAUUUUUUCUGGUAAAUUUCGGUAUAAUCUGCGGCGUCAUUUCAUUUUUCGGCAUUAUCGCUAACAUUAUCAACGUCAUUAUUUUCUACCGUCAAGGCUUUAAGGAUACUGUAAAUAUAAGUUUUUUCACUCUGGCUGUUUCGGACUUGUUGUCUUUAAUCGGAUUGUUAUGGCUGUCGCUUUGUUUUUUCGCACCGUUCAGGUUUGCUGAUUUGCCUUUUAUGCCCACGGAUGUCCAAUACUUAACCGGGGGCUGGCCGCAUGUUAUUUUCGCUAGAAUAACUGGAUGGGUGACUGCGUUUGUUACAGUUGAGCGAUGUCUGUGCAUCGCCAUGCCGUUAAAAGUAAAGAACAUCAUCACCCGUUCUCGCGUUGGGAUUGUGAUCUGUGUUAUUGUGUUCUUCGUCGUAGGCAGCGCUGCGCCUGCGUAUUACACCAGCCGGUUUGAUUUGGUCUACUUCCCGAAACUCAACAAAACCCUCGUGGGUUUAGUUUUCACAUCAGACCGCGGUCAAGUUGAAGAAGUCUCCUUCGCAAUUAACAGCGUGUUCUGUCCUUUAGGCUCAUUUACCGCAGUUGUGAUUAGUACUGUUGUUCUUGUCGUAAAAUUAAACGAAAAAACAAAAUGGCGUCAAAAUUCGGUCGCGGAUAAUACUAAAAACGCCAGUAUAGCCAUCAAGGAGCAGAAAGUUAUAAAAAUGGUGGUUGGGAUUUCAACAAUUUUUAUCGUCAGCUUCACGCCUGCUGCCAUUUGUUUCUCUGCCAUGGCGCUGGAACCAGAAUUCCGGGUGACGGGAUUUUUACGCCAACAUCAACAACGUCGUCAUGUCCGUCUCGUUUAUGCUGGAGGGCAUCAACGCAAGCCUCAACAUCUUCGUCUACUACAAGAUGAGCACUAA